Messenger RNA from Fopius arisanus, 1172 nucleotides. RefSeq names its product U11/U12 small nuclear ribonucleoprotein 48 kDa protein. NCBI's taxonomy places the organism in Eukaryota, Metazoa, Arthropoda, Insecta, Hymenoptera, Braconidae. The record is from RefSeq and is a predicted model, not a curated record. Bases 13 to 1098 code for a protein of 361 amino acids. The transcript is spliced from 5 exons.
UGUUAAUUAGCAAUGGAAAAAAUGCUGGCUAAUCGCGAUGAAGAGAUUAAUAAACUCACAAGUUUUACUAUACAAACGAAAAAUCUAUUAAAUGAAAUUGUGUCAGACUUGGGAUGGAGUAAUGAUUCUGUAAAUAUUGAACAGACGGUGACUUGUCCCUUCAACUCAUCCCACGAAUUACUACCAAAGAGUCUAGAAAAACAUAUGGAAAAUUGUUUGUGGAAAGCUGAAGGCUACAGUAAAGAUGACUUACCUCUAUCGAUUCCUUCAGUGCCUCCUGAUGCCAAUACCUCAAUAAAACUCGAUGAAGAGGCGAUAGAAGAAAUUUUCCAGGUCUCAAAACCCGAAAAUGCCUCUCCCACAGGUGGCUGCAGAUUGAUACCCAGAACUUCAGAUAGACUUCUGGCUGAUUUCACCCCCGAGGAACGAAGAAUUCUUUAUGAUUAUGUGGUAUCGCACACUGAGCAGCCACACAUCGGAGAGGAUAUUGCAGAUCUCAAUAAACCCAAUGGAAAUGAGAAUAGGACGUCGUCAUAUCUGGAGCUAUUGGCUCAGGAGCGAAAUCUGAAACGAAGGAGAGCAAAACAUCGUGGGGUUCACACGAACAAAAAAUCGCACACUGAGAUCAUGCGAGAGGUCAUAAGUCAGCAGAUGGAGAUGUUGUCGGAGUAUCUUGCUGAGAAAAAUCAGGAGAACAGAAUCGAGUCGGAUGCAGAGGUUCGGGGGAAUGGGGAUCUCCGGGAACAUAAGACGGACGCGAGAAAUGGAAUUCACGUAAAGCCAGAGAGAAAUUCGCGGAAAGAGUCCUCGAGAGAUUCUUCGAGUGAAUUUCAUCACAGGCAUAAACGAAAUUCAUCGACCGAUGUACGAAACAGCCAUCACAUCUCUUCGAGGAACGAGUCUGAUGUCGAUUAUCGUAGCCAAAGAAAGAAACAUUCGAAGCAUUCGAAGUCCUCAAGGAGAGACUCAGAGGAAGAGAAAAAGUAUAAGAAGCACGAGAGGACCCAUUCGAGGGAAAGACAUUAUGAACAUAAAUUCAAGUCUAGAAAAAGAUCUCGAAGUCGUGAGGAUAAAUCUAGAAAGAGAAGAACUCAUUAAUUAAAUCCUUCCACAAUGCAAAAAUUUUGUGAAGAUAAAUAAUUAAACUGAUAUCAACUGAUUUAAUCAAGAAA